AUGCCUGCGUAUCCGCGAUUGUCACCGGGACCUCCGGCAGAUACGGUGUCGAUACCGGAAGUCACGGCGCAUCCGAUCGAUUCUCAGACACCUAGCUUUCUCAACCUCUCCGGUGAGGCACGUAACAUAGUCUACGAGCUGCUCUUCGAAUUUGAGCAGCCGAUAGCACUCUCUGUCCCGCCAUCUGCGCAUGCAUCUCAGAAUUCUGUACCUCCAGUAGCGCUACUUUCGACAUGCCGGCAAAUCUAUCAUGAAGCUGUCGGCAUCUUGUACACCCGCAACCGUUUCCUUGCCGCGACCGCAUCGGGUUCCACAUGGUUAUCUGCUCUGAACCACACAACUAGUUGGCUUUUGGGACUGGGAUCACAAGCAAGGCAUCUUCGCCACCUAACCGUACACGUCGUUCACCGCGGUCGCGACCUGAACGAGCUGCAAUCGUUUCAUCCGGUUACCACAUCAAACGCACGGCUUUUCGAGGUCCUACCCCUGCUGCGCGGGCUCUGGGAACUGCGCUUGGACCGAUGUCACAUCAAAUACGCUCUUGCGCACCGGCAUUAUGCCAGUGAUCUCGAUGUAGACCGGUCAGACGCGCUUUGUGCAGCAGACGCCGCCUUUGCUGCUAUUGCCUAUGGACCGGUCGCUCUGACUACACCACGAAAGCUGCUCGCUAGCGUCCAAAUUUCUUCAUCCGGCACUUGCCUUCUUCGAUUCAAGAGCUCAACAGAAGGGCUCGUGAGCUCCAUCGAGUGUCUUACGCCAACAGGUGCAUGUCCCAUGUCCAUGGAAUGCCUCCCUGCGGAGCUUCAUCCUCACCCUCAUCUCGUCAGACAGCCAGCAAAGAAGAGCCAGGCGAGAUUGGCGGGUCUUCCCUUCAGCGUACAAGGUCGCAUCGUCUCGGCGUACAUGGCGGCUGCGAAAGAGCCGUCUUCGGCAAUCGAAGUAGACCUUGGUAUGCGCCGGAUACGUGGUCUCGAGCACCUACACGCCUUGCUCGCUCUGAAUCGCUCCUUUCGGCUGAAGGCGCUAUCCUCCAUCACAAUGCUGGCCGAGCCAGUAACGGUGCGCCUUCCGAUGAAUACCAUCUCUAAGGACAAGUCGGGUUUCUGGGACCUCCUUCGCUAUGUACGCGAAGAUGCCGGAGGUCCAGAUCGCUUCGACUGUUUGCACUGGGCAUUGUUACGUAACAGGCAUCUGAGCAUUUCUGUUACCUUUCAGCUUACCCCUACGACGACCCUGCGCAACGUCGAAAUGGAUGUGCAUGGCUUACUCCAGAUCGAGAUGCGUCGCGAGUGGUCGUGGCCUGUUGACUUUCCUCGUCCCGAUAUCCCCAUCCGUGUGCAACUUGUGCAUCCACCUGGUAAACACUCCGGCCUCCAGACACUUCACACACGUCAAUUUCUCCUUGGCCAGUUGAAUCAGAGAAUACUGUUGCUUCUGCGCGACGCCAUCCAGACAUCGACAAUUCAUUAUCGCCACGGGAUCAAAGUCAGCACCGAUGACCACGGAUCAACUCCGCCUGUCAAUCUCGCAAUAUCGGAAUACUGCAAGAAGUUUGGGGUAACGGCGCCCGACUGGCUUCUCACGACAGGCGAUCUGAUCUUCUGGAUGGACGGAUUCGGCGAGCCUUUGCGUGCAGACUUUGCUACCUCUUCUGGUGAUGUUGGGUUCUCGGUGCCCUACUCGCAUCCCGGACUAGCCCACAAGGCGCUGCGCGACCAGGUAGAUCGCCACUUGGACGAGGAGUGCAGUCACCUUUCCAUAGAUCAUCAAGAGGGCGUGCACGCAGGUCUCUACAAGGUGUAUCACGCACAGGCCCAAUGGCAAGCCUCGUCAUUGUCAAUUCACUCCAUCGCUGACACAGGUACGAAAGAUCUCAUGGAUCUGGCUGGCCAUGACCCUUUCGCGGCCGCUACGAGCAUCCGUUCCAUGCAGACAAUGGAGCCAACGAAACCUUCCACCAGUCCGCAAACCGACACUGAAGACUUCGAUGACAUCGCAGCAGCGAUCAGUCUGAUGAUGAUGCAGACUGCCGACUCGGCCAAAGACAAGUUCUCCUUGGACAACGAUCACUCCGGUACCCUUGAAGCUCCCGAAAUUCCCUCCAUACGGGUGACAGAACGAAACAAGAAUGACAUAUCGUUGGAGACAAAAGACUUUGGUAGUUUUAUCGCAGCUACCACAACAAGGAGAGCGCUCCCAAUUCGCAUCCCUUCCAUAUUCACCAGUCAUCGCGUUGCUGCUGGCUCUCCCACUCUCAGCUUUGCGCAACAAUCCACUGUGGUUGAUGAACAGCUGCCACUGGCCUGGCUCCAAGACAUGUCCAACGGCCCUGAGUUCGGUGGCGGCGAUGUGACCAAUUGGGAUGACCCCACACCGGAAUGCUUUUCCGCACUGCCGCCUUUACUGGAGCGGACUCCAAUGUUGCCAACGCAAGCGGCUAUGAACUCAACUCACGACAUAUGUCUUCCAUUGGACAACGCCACUUCCAUAAGCCUGUGGCUCGACGAUAUCAGCAGUGGGUUCACACCUGAGUCCUUGAGUUCUUCUCUACCAUCACCGGAGGAGCGCGCAGCCCCAUGUUCGAGCCGAGAGUACGACUCGUCAGGGCUAUCUCAAUUCUGCGAAUUGCCUACGGUUCCACCGAAGAAGCGCAAGCGCUCGUCCUCUGUCUUAUCAGAUCAGUUCGCCUAUCCCGAUAUGGCAAACGAUAUGCAUGCGAUAGAGAGCCUAUGGGAGGGCCCAACAUGCGUGGAGCAGGCCGACGACGACAACCACCCUGUGAACGAAGCCUCCUUGAACCAUGCGACAGGUACGGUGCUGUUCGUAUCAAAAAGCCAGCUUCAGCUUGGGAGCGACAGCUGCUACACAUCGGCUAAGUGA
Messenger RNA from Alternaria metachromatica, 2880 nucleotides. RefSeq lists its product as uncharacterized. The record is from RefSeq and is a predicted model, not a curated record. The transcript has 3 exons. Bases 1 to 2880 code for a protein of 959 amino acids. Lineage: Eukaryota; Fungi; Ascomycota; Dothideomycetes; Pleosporales; Pleosporaceae.